AUGCUACAUAAGGUGUUUCUUAUAAAUGUACUAUGGUGUGUAUUUGUGAUUUGUGAAAUAGAUCCUUUAUCAAAUGACAAUGACUUCAUCAGUGAAAAGGAAAGUGGAGAAACAUUGAAUUUAUCAAAUAUGGGAAUAAUGCAUCUAAAAAAUACGUUUUUCAACAGUUCUACUGUAACACAUCUUGAUUUAUCAAAAAAUAAUAUUUGGAAAAUUGAAAAGGGUGUAUUUGACAGUUUGCCAAAUUUAAAGUAUUUAAAUUUGAUGGAGAAUGUAUUUCCAUUCAAAACUUUGCUUGCAAAUAAUUUGUCGAAUGUUGAAACUUUAAUUUUAGAUAAAGCAAUAAUUUUAGAAGAUCAAUCUACUUAUUCGGAGCAUUAUAGGGAAUACUCUGCUUAUUAUUAUGAUAAUGAUGACUUAUAA
Cotesia congregata is the source of this 423-nucleotide messenger RNA. The record is from the annotation of a GenBank genome assembly. NCBI's taxonomy places the organism in Eukaryota, Metazoa, Arthropoda, Insecta, Hymenoptera, Braconidae.